AUGGUUUCAGUAAUAAACUCUAUUGAUACUGCUCAUGAAGAUAUGAUUCAUGAUGCACAGUUGGACUAUUACGGGACUAAACUUGCCACUUGUUCUUCCGAUCGCUGCAUCAAGCUGUUUGAUGUUACUGGUGGACAGCAGACACUUAUCACACAACUUAGGGGACAUGAAGGCCCCGUGUGGCAGCUUUCAUGGGCACACCCUACAUUUGGAAAUAUGUUGGCAUCUUGUGGCUACGACAGGAAGGUGAUCAUCUGGAAGGAGACCAAUGGGACAUGGGGGAAGCUGUAUGAAUACCCUCAUCACGAUUCAUCAGUAAACUCGGUCAGUUUUGCCCCCCAUCAAUAUGGUCUCAUGCUGGCAUGUGGCAGCUCUGAUGGGUCCAUUUCAAUCAUUUCUAGUACAGGUGAUGGCACAUGGGACACAAAGAAAAUCAACAAUGCUCACACAAUUGGAUGCAAUGCUGUAAGUUGGGCCCCAGCGACACCACCCAAUGCUCUGUUUGAUGCACAGAGUGGACAACAGCAAACACUAAAGAAAUUAGUUUCUGGUGGCUGCGAUUUUUUGGUGAAGAUCUGGAUAGAGGAUAAUGGCCAGUGGAUUGAGGAUCAGAAACUUGAAGGUCACAGUGACUGGGUUCGAGAUGUGGCUUGGGCACCAUCUACAGGCUUGCCAAAGUCUGUCAUUGCUUCAUGUUCCCAGGACUGCAGAGUCAUCAUCUGGACCAAUGAUGGGGUCAGCAACACAUGGAAUUCAAAGACCUUGCAUAAAUUUGAGGAUGUUGUCUGGCAUUUGAGUUGGAACACUUCUGGCAACAUUUUAGCGGUAUCUGGUGGCGAUAACAAGGUAACACUGUGGAAGGAAAAUCUCGAAGGACAGUGGGUGUGCAUUAGUGAGGUUAACAAAGGUCAGGGACAAAUAAGCGACAAGCCUGCAUCCGGAUAA
This is a messenger RNA of Candidula unifasciata, 945 nucleotides long. NCBI's taxonomy places the organism in Eukaryota, Metazoa, Mollusca, Gastropoda, Stylommatophora, Geomitridae. The record is from the annotation of a GenBank genome assembly.